Pogona vitticeps (central bearded dragon) is the source of this 4018-nucleotide messenger RNA. Lineage: Eukaryota; Metazoa; Chordata; Lepidosauria; Squamata; Agamidae. The record is from RefSeq and is a predicted model, not a curated record.
GCUUGAGGGGGGGAGGGGGAGGGCAGCUGGUCCCAAGAUGGCGGCAGGAGCGGCUGUUGCUGGCCUCUCGGUGGGGGCGGCCGCUGCUGCCGGGUCAGUCCCCAGCCCGGAGCCAGGCUUGGUCCAAGCCCCUGAAGAGGAAUUGCUUCCCUUGGAGCCGACGGAGGUGAGGAGCCGUUUGGAGAGGAGCGUCCGGCAGUUCCGUAACCGACGCAAGGUGCUCAUUCGGGGACUCCCCGCCGACGUCGCCAACCAGGAAGUUCAUGAUCUGCUGAGCGACUACGAACUUAAAUACUGUUUUGUGGACAAAUACAAGGGGACUGCUUUUGUCACCUUACUGAAUGGGGAACAGGCUGAAUCAGCCAUUAAGAAAUUCCACUUGAGCAAGCUGCGAGACAAGGAGAUCACGGUGCAGCUACAACCUACGGAUGCCCUCCUUUGUAUUGCCAAUCUGCCCCAGCUUUAUACACAGCAGCAAUUUGAGGACCUAGUUCGACCUUUUGGGAACCUGGAGCGCUGCUUUUUGGUGUACAGUGAGAAAACAGGACACUCCAAAGGCUAUGGCUUUGUGGAGUACAUGAAAAAGGAUUCUGCAGCCAGAGCAAAAUCAGAUCUGUUGGGCAAACAGCUGGGAACACGGACUCUCUAUGUUCACUGGACAGAUGUCAAUCAGUUGACCUUAGACCUCAUUCAUUCAAAAUGCUUGUGUGUAGAUAAACUGCCCCACAAUUACACUGAUGUCGAAGAACUGAGGGAGACUUUCUCUGCCAUCUGUCCCCCAACGUUCUGUCAGUUGGCAUAUGGUCAGGAUGGACAACUGAAGGGCUUCGCAGUCUUGGAGUACGAGUCAGCUGAGAUAGCGGAGAUGGUCCAGCAGGCCACCAAUGGCUUGCCACUUGCUGGGAACCAUAUCAGAGUCUCCUUUUGUGCCCCAGGCCCUCCCGGACGAAGCAUGCUAGCUGCUCUCGUUGCUGCCCAAGCAACAGCACUUAACCGUGGGAAAGGGCUGCUGCCUGAACCCAAUCUUCUUCAGAUUCUGAACAGUUUAGGGAAUCCUACAUCAAUCCAGCUCUUGCUCAACCCCCUUCUUCAUGGAGCCAUUGGAGGAAAGCAAGGAAUCCUGGGAGCCCCACCCUCAGUGCCUCUCCUAACCAAUCCAGCCUUGUCUGCAGCUCUGCUUCAGAUAGCACUCCAGAAUCAAACACAAGCACAGCAGAAGGCAUUUCUUGGAAACUUGCUCUUAGUCCAAAACCAGGUCUGGAGCCAACUCCUGCAGAACAAAGAAAACCAGGCCAUAUUCCAUAAACCAGGAAUCUUGGGAGAGUCUCCAUUGGGCUCCUUGCAGCAUGGAGCCAUGGGGAUCCCAAACACUCCAAGUUCUCAGACAGGAAAUCAUUUGGUGGGUGAGAUGUCCUCUGGUGGUUCUCUCCCUGCUGAGAUCUCUCCGGGACCUGUGCAGUCUCCAGUUUUGCCUUCUGGGAACUUGCCUUUACCAUCCUUUCUGGGACCAUUAGGAAUGGAGCGGGAGAAUUCUGUGAUGGGUUCACAGACCCCCCAGCUGACCCCACCUGGCCUGCAAGGCCUCACCACCUCCAUCCUGGGCUCUGUAAUUAGUGGACUUCAGAAGCCCAAGCAGCCAGAUAAUGGGCCUCCUCCUUCUGGGGUCUCUCUGCUAGGAGAACCACCAAAGGACUUCAAGAUUCCCUUGAAUCCUUACUUAAACUUGCAAAGCCUUCUUCCUACAGGCAAGCUUGGAGGUGGAGUCAAUAAGUCCUUUAGUGUGAAGACUGGUGUACUUGGCAAUGUUUCUAAUCCAAGAAUUCCUCAGAACUCCAUACCUCAGAACUCCAUAGCUGACCCUGUGCUUCCCUCACCUGGGUUGACAGGAGACAACAUCGCCUUUGACUAUCAGCCCGAUUUGGGAUCACGAAUGUAUCCCCAGACCAGAGAGACUGGGCCCCAGCUAGGUGGAUUUGGACACAGCAAACAGAAGGCAUCAUCGCCUGGAUUUGACAGGAGCAACCUGGGAGCGCCUCUGCCUCCAUUCUACUCAGGAUCCCCAACUUCCUAUUUCACUAGUGGUCUUCAAGCUGGUCUCAGACAGAGCCACCUGAACAAAGCAGUCGGAAUGCCACCCGUGGGCACAGCGGACAGUAUCUUGGGACUAGGACCAACCAGUCACUCACAGGGAUCCUACUCAAAGGUGAGAUGCUGAACUCAGGACAGAACCUUUGAAACAUCAGGCUUCUCUUUGUCUUGUGAGCCUUCUCUUAAUGUUGCCUCUCUUCCCCCUCACCCUGUCCUUUCUUCAUUUUUCAGACGCCAGGUGGUGGCCAAAAGAGGGCCUUUUCCCACUUGCUCCCAUCUCCAGAACCCAGCCCAGAAGGCAGCUAUGUUGGUCAGCAUUCUCAAGGCCUGGGAGGGCACUAUGCAGACUCCUAUUUGAAGCGAAAGAGGAUAUUUUAACCAGUUUCCUACUGAAGACAAUAUCUUCUCUCUCUCACCCCUGUGCCCAAUGUGUACAUUUUUGUAAAAAUGUUUUUAAUCUUUUGCUUUAGGAUAUUUUUAUUUUUUUAUCUUGCGUGUGAAGGACCUGGCUUCUGAGCUUGGGGUCAAAUAACAGCACAAUGUAGACUUUGACCUCUGGUGCUUUUCUGGAGCAAAUGUCUUGCUUUCCUGGAGGAAGGCUGUUUGGCAUUCACAAGAAGCAACACCAAGCUGCAGAAAGCCCCCUGCAGCCUAUCAGGUCAGGCGGGCCAAAAUGAAACGGAAUGCCUUUUGCUCCAAUUGGGUUCCUUCCUGUACUGUUUUGUGUUUUUCAGUAUAUACAAUCUGCAAGGACCCUGUCUUCUAAAGAGAGAUUAGUCCCUGCCUUAAAACUGAUUCUAAAAAAUGAAUGUACCUAAAUUCUGUAGGUGCCUCUGGAUGUGCCAUCUUCUGGCAGAUGAACAGAUGAAAGGAAGGCGAUGGCAUGAGAAGCUCGUACAGGAUUCUAAACACCGGCAGGCCUCUCAUCACCAUCAUCUUGUUCCUGGAGCCCCUCGGCUGAUUUUAAGGCUCUGCCUCCCUUGCAACUUACCAUUAUUUUUGUUCUUGUUUUUAAAAAAUGUUAGUCUGUUUUACUUUUUUGAUAAUUAUAACUUGUAAAUUACCUUUUAAAAUUUUUUUCAUGCUUUUAGUCACUUCCUUUUAACUAGUUUAGGAGAAUGAACUUGGAUUAUGUGUGUGUUUUAAUCAUCUGCCCUCCUAGGUGUGAUGUGUAUUUAAAAACUUUUUUUAAAAAAAUCUAGAUCAGUUCUUUCCUUGGGUGCAAAUGAUUUAUUUUUCUGAGUGUGUGUUCCCAUUUUGGACAAUUGUCUUAAUGCUGAUCCUGCAAUCUUGAUAGCUUUCAGGCCAGACUUCCAUGGCUGGGACAAUCCUUGGACAUUUCUUUGUAGAGUAACUUAGCAUCUUGCACAGCAGUUCCUUGUCUUGGUGGAAAAAAGGAUCCUUUGGCUUUUUGAGACUACUCACCUCUCAGGCUGUGCCAGCAUUUGAGCGCAACUAAGUUGUUAAAGUUGGUUCCACUUGAACUGCCAGUUUUGAUCUGUAAUCCUAAUUUAAUGACUUUUGAUUGUUCCUCGUUCUCCUUCUGCUGGCUGAGGGGGAAUAGGUAGAGAACACAACUUCAUUGCACCAGGGUACCUCCGGACCAAAGACCAGGUUCAGCCUGCUGUGGAAGUGGAUAGCUCAGCCAGCUGCUUCAACAAACCUAGGUUUAGGACGGGCAAUAUUUCCGCAUUGCCUUUUCUCAGUGACUGACUGUGGGGUUUAUUUCAAGAUGGAAUGGGGUGGUGGACAUCUUAUUGGGGGAUUCAUAGUUCUGCCUGUAUAUAAUACACUUUUUUCCUCUCUUUUAUAAAUAUAGUAUGAUGUUUCUAUUGUAGAUACCAGCUAGUUUGCUGUAUUUGCCUUGGGAUUUGAAAUCCUUUGGCAGCUAGAUACCACCUUUCCAAAGUAAAGCUAUAUUUAUAUCAAA